AUGAAGCCUAACCAAAAAGUACUUGAUCAUCUUAAGUCUUAUGACUAUUACUUGCCAUUACAUUUAGAUUAUGUAUAGAAAUGGUUUUAUGAGUAAAUGGUUGACAACUUGGGAUUAAGUGAAAGUUUUAGAACUUCAUUUUUGAGUUAAAUUUCUAAGAUUGGUUAAUUUGCUCAUAAUGAAUAACAGUUUAGACAAUUAGUCAGAGACUCAUGGUUUGGUUUCUUGAGUAAAAAACCAUUGAACUCCAUUUGUAUCAUGUUAGAUGGAUAAGAGUAAAAUGCAAUAAAGGAAUUUAUAUUAAAUGUCUUGAUUUAACCAAAAUAGUAUGAGAUCACAUAUGUGGAUGAGUUACUUCAAAUCUAUGAAUAUUACUUGCAAGGGAACAGAGGAGUUGCUAAUAUUAUAAAUAGGACAAAAUUUAGAAUGAUUCUAAGUAAAUUGAUUUCUAGUGGAUUUAUAUUAAGUUAAGAUGAAAGGAUCUAACCUCAAAUUAAAUAAUACAUGUUAGAUCUCUAUCUAAAGAAAAUUGAGAAAUAGGAUGAGAAAGAGAGGAUUCGUGUAGAGUUGAUAACUAGACAAAAUCUAUUUCACAAUUUAUUUGAAUUGCUAUUUGAUCAAACUGAAAUGUAGGGAAACCUAUUUAACCAUCUUAAAUAAAUAGUUUAUCUAAUGAUUGAAGAACAAUAGAAUAUAUUGACCUCCUUUCAAAUUUUGAAGAGCUUCUAUCAAAUGUAUAUAGAUAAGGAGAAACUCAUUUUUGAAAGAAUAGAUUCAAGAGUGAAUGUUGAUCACUAUAGAGUUGCAAGGGAAUUGUACUAGAAAUACAAAGAAAAAAAAGAUUUAAGAGAAGCCUUAAAAUCUAUUGUCUAAAAAUCAACACAAACAAUUGACUACAAAUUAGUUCUCAAAGAAUUAGUCACCAAAGAUCUAUAUACAAAGGAGAAUGAAUAAUUCUUCCUUCCUCUACUCAAAGAAUUUGAUAUGAAUAAUUUCCAAAAAAAUCGUAGAUAAUAGUCUAUUGAUAAUGAUUUAAUCUAAUAAAUUAAAAUCUUAGGAUUUAAUAAAUUGGAUAAACGAAAUGAAAUUGAAUAUGAUAACCUCUAUUUUUCAAUCAAUAUCAUAGAUAAUACCAACAUUGUUAUAAUCAAUAAAAGAAAUAAAUUAAAAGCAAGGUGUUCCAACAUCAAAGAACUUCAUAUGUUUAUGCAAAAUUCCAACAUUUGA
Messenger RNA from Paramecium tetraurelia, 1227 nucleotides. RefSeq lists its product as uncharacterized. The record is from RefSeq and is a predicted model, not a curated record. The transcript has 3 exons. NCBI's taxonomy places the organism in Eukaryota, Ciliophora, Oligohymenophorea, Peniculida, Parameciidae.